Ochotona curzoniae (black-lipped pika) is the source of this 3135-nucleotide messenger RNA. RefSeq names its product kelch like family member 7 (gene KLHL7). Gene Ontology annotation, molecular function: protein binding. The record is from RefSeq and is a predicted model, not a curated record. Gene Ontology annotation, cellular component: Cul3-RING ubiquitin ligase complex. The transcript has 11 exons. Lineage: Eukaryota; Metazoa; Chordata; Mammalia; Lagomorpha; Ochotonidae. Bases 278 to 2038 code for a protein of 586 amino acids. Gene Ontology annotation, biological process: protein ubiquitination.
CUCAGGCGGGUUAGUGGGGCUCCAGCUGGUGGGUUGCAGCGGGGAGGCCGGCGAGCGGGCCGGGGCUCCUCCUUCUCAGAGCGCUGGAGAAGCAGGGAGCUGAGCGGGCCUUGUCAUUCUAACAGAGGCUGAGCCGGCGUCGCCUGCUCGCGAGCUGGGUGCAGCCGCGGCCGCAGGGCUGCCCUCCGGAGAAGAGUUGACCCUACUCGCCCGGCGAGGCCAGCCAGCCAGCCAGCCUGGGCCCUGACCGUCUCCACCCUCAGCGCUCUGAGGGACCAUGGCAACCUCGGGAGUGGAGAAGAGCAGCAAGAAAAAGACGGAGAAAAAACUGGCCGCUCGGGAAGAAGCCAAAUUGUUGGCGGGCUUCAUGGGCGUCAUGAACAACAUGAGAAAACAGAAAACUCUGUGUGAUGUGAUCCUCAUGGUCCAGGAGAGGAAGAUUCCUGCACAUCGCGUCGUCCUGGCCGCAGCCAGCCACUUCUUUAACUUAAUGUUCACAACAAACAUGCUUGAGUCUAAGUCCUUUGAAGUGGAGCUCAAAGACGCUGAACCAGACAUUAUUGAACAACUCGUGGAGUUUGCUUAUACUGCUAGAAUUUCUGUGAAUAGCAACAAUGUUCAGUCCUUGCUGGAUGCGGCAAACCAGUACCAGAUUGAACCUGUGAAGAAAAUGUGUGUUGAUUUUUUGAAGGAGCAAGUUGAUGCUUCAAAUUGUCUUGGUAUAAGCGUGCUAGCAGAGUGUCUGGACUGUCCUGAGUUGAAAGCCACUGCAGAUGACUUUAUCCAUCAGCACUUUACUGAAGUUUACAAAACUGAUGAAUUUCUCCAACUUGACGUCAAGCGUGUAACCCAUCUUCUGAACCAGGACACUCUGACUGUGAGGGCAGAGGAUCAGGUGUAUGAUGCUGCAGUCAGGUGGCUGAAAUACGACGAACCCAACCGCCAGCCUUUCAUGGUGGAUAUCCUUGCUAAAGUCAGGUUCCCUCUUAUAUCCAAGAACUUCUUAAGUAAAACAGUACAAGCUGAACCACUGAUUCAAGACAAUCCUGAAUGCCUUAAGAUGGUGAUAAGUGGAAUGAGGUACCACCUCCUGUCUCCGGAGGAUCGAGAGGAACUGGUGGACGGAACAAGGCCAAGGAGAAAGAAACACGACUACCGCAUAGCCCUGUUUGGAGGUUCCCAACCACAGUCUUGUAGAUAUUUUAAUCCAAAGGACUAUAGCUGGACGGACAUCCGCUGCCCCUUUGAAAAACGGAGAGACGCAGCGUGCGUGUUUUGGGACAAUGUGGUGUACAUUCUGGGAGGCUCUCAGCUUUUCCCCAUAAAGCGAAUGGACUGCUACAACGUGGUCAAGGACAGCUGGUAUUCCAAACUUGGACCUCCAACCCCGCGAGACAGCCUGGCUGCCUGUGCCGCAGAAGGCAAGAUUUACACGUCAGGAGGUUCCGAAGUAGGAAACUCAGCUCUGUACCUGUUUGAGUGCUAUGAUACACGAACAGAAAGCUGGCAUACCAAGCCCAGCAUGCUGACCCAACGCUGCAGCCAUGGGAUGGUGGAAGCCAACGGCCUCAUCUAUGUGUGUGGGGGCAGCUUAGGGAACAACGUCUCUGGGCGAGUUCUGAAUUCCUGCGAAGUCUAUGACCCUGCCACCGAAACAUGGACAGAGCUGUGUCCAAUGAUUGAGGCCAGGAAGAACCACGGGCUGGUUUUUGUCAAAGACAAGAUAUUUGCUGUGGGCGGUCAGAACGGCUUAGGUGGUCUCGACAACGUCGAAUACUACGAUAUUAAAUUGAAUGAGUGGAAGAUGGUCUCCCCCAUGCCCUGGAAGGGCGUGACGGUGAAGUGUGCAGCCGUCGGCUCUGUAGUUUAUGUCUUGGCCGGUUUUCAAGGCGUCGGCCGGUUAGGACACAUCCUCGAAUACAACACCGAAACAGACAAAUGGGUCGCCAACUCCAAAGUGCGUGCUUUCCCAGUCACGAGUUGCUUAAUUUGUGUCGUUGAUACCUGUGGCGCGAAUGAAGAGACCCUUGAAACAUGAGAACUGAGUGGGCCCCAAGAGUCUGCAGACACUGAGAACAUGCGGUUACCCCGUGCUGUGUCCUUAGGGUUUGGUUGCAAAGUUGUGACUUGAUGUUUAGUUUAAGUGAAAUCCCUAUAAAAUUGAUAGUUCUUUUAUAUGGAUCUCCUCACCGAAUUCAAAGACCAUGUUUUAGCUGACCAAAUAGAUAAGAAGAUAUCUAGCAAGAAAAUUGAAAAAGCUACAUGUAUUUGGUGGAAAUACCAAAUUUCUGGAAUGAAUUUCACAUUUGUGACUAUGAUGACGCCAGAGUGAGGACGUGGCACACUGGCAGAGCGGUCUCGGCUUGACUGCGAUUCUAUUUUCAUACAUGAUGCAAGUGCUCUGUAAUUAGAUCUGUCUCUUUCUGUUUUGUCAAGAUCUGAGAGUAUGAAAUUUCAUCCGAGUUGGCAACCCUGAUGGAGUCCCUUAGUCUCAUGUAUCUUCACUUGCUUGUCUUCAUUUGUUUCCUUUAGUGCCAAAUGUAUUCCAUCUUGCAAGGAAGUCUUACAAGAAUAAGUCCUACAUUUGCACAGAAGUUCAUGAACUAUGUUUUUGGGAGGUUAACUGUGUGCCCAACCCCUUGUCAAAUAUAUUUAAUCUAAUUAAAUAGAUACCAUCAUUUUAACUUGAUGGUUAGCCUAGCGCCCAUCAUUAUUUAUGUCGCUGUGUUCAUGCAGUGGUUCACGAAAAUCUCUGCCUCUUGAGUCCUCACUGUUAAAUGCCAUCAUAGUAUGAUCAACUAAGAUAAGACUAUUUAUAGCAAUUGUGUAGAUCAUUAGGAAAGCCUUGUACCACAUCGUUUACUUUGAACUAUGAAUUACAAAGAUACAUGAUCUUUCUUUUUUCCUUAGCCAGACACAUCUGCUGAUUGACCCAGUUGUCUGGAAAAGCUUCAUAAUAAUUUAAAAUCUGCGUAUUCAAUUCAUUGCUUCUUUACGGUCAGUAGAGCCUUUACCACCUCAGUUAAGCAUUUCUUUGUUUGCAGUGUUUUGCCCUUCUCACUAUGGAAUGAGCCAUGUAAAGCUGUCACCCUCUAUGUUUUUAUCUGAUAAUAUUAAAUAUUUUUUAACUUAAAA